This is a messenger RNA of Symbiodinium pilosum, 13857 nucleotides long. NCBI's taxonomy places the organism in Eukaryota, Dinophyceae, Suessiales, Symbiodiniaceae. The record is from the annotation of a GenBank genome assembly.
AUGGCGAUUACCGCAGCAAUGGUUAAAGAACUGCGUGAACGGACCGGUCUGGGCAUGAUGGACUGUAAACGUGCGCUUGAAGCAACCGGUGGCGAUCUGGAGCAGGCAAUUGAAGAACUGCGUAAGUCGAGUGCAUUAAAAGCAGCCAAGAAAUCCGGCCGCACAACGGCGGAUGGCCUGUUGGGCAUUAAAGUGGCUGAUGAUGGCAGCCGCGGAGCAGUUGUAGAGGUCAAUAUCGAAACUGACUUUGCGGCUAAAAACGAGAAAUUUAUUGCCUUUGUAGACAAGGUGCUCAAUCAGAUCUUUGCUGCAGGCAACAAUGAUUUGCAGGCGCUGUUAGAUGCAGGCCUUGAGGCUGAGCGUGAAACUCUGGUUCAGGAAAUUGGUGAAAAUAUCACCAUCCGCCGGGCCGAAGUCAUUAAUUCCCAGACCGGUGGCAUUACCAGCUACCUGCACGGUGAUUCCCGCAAAGGCGCUUUAGUGGAACUGUCCGGCCCUGCUGAAGAAUUGGGACGGGAUGUGGCUAUGCAUGUCACUGCUUUGAACCCUUUAGUGGUUAACAGCACUGAUGUGCCCGCGGAGCUUCUUGCGAAAGAGCGGGAAAUUUACACCACGCAAGCCAACGAUAGUGGCAAGCCUGCGGAAAUCGUCGAGAAGAUGGUAGAUGGCAGGGUGAAGAAAUUUCUGGCCGAAGUCAGCCUGGUCGAUCAGCCUUUUGUCAAAGACGAUAAGCAGAAAGUCGGUGCGCUGGCGAAAGCAGCUGGCGUUGAGGUUUUGCGCUUUGUCCGCUUUGAGGUGGGUGAGGGCAUUGAAAAAGACGAAACUGAUUUUGCUGCAGAAGUGCUGAGUGGCGAAGCCCUCGGCGGUGAAGCCGGCUUUGGUCUGGAGCCCGCUGUGUUACAGCAGCUGGCUGCAGACAUCAAAGUGCUCACCAAGCAGGGUGUGUCGCUGGCGUUAGUGUUGGGCGGCGGCAACGUGUUCCGCGGUCAGAAACUGGCGGAAUCUGGUAUGGACCGUGUGGUUGGCGACAGAAUGGGCAUGCUGGCCACAGUAAUGAAUGGCUUGGCCAUGGGCGAUUUCCUGUCCCAGGCUGGCGUUGCCAACAAGCUGUUUUCCAGUAUGGAUAUUCCUGGUGUCGCGCAGGGAUAUCACCGCGACGAGGUCCGCGAUCUGCUGCAGCAGGGUGUCGUUUGUAUUUUAAGUGGCGGCACCGGGAAUCCUUUUUUCACCACCGACACGGCAGCCUGUCUGCGUGGUGUGGAGUUGAACGUCGACGCCGUGCUGAAAGCCACCAAUGUCGACGGCGUUUACGAUGCAGAUCCGAAAAGUAACGCACACGCCCGUAAAUUCGAUACGGUCAGCUACGAUGAGGUUUUACAGCGCCAGUUAGGUGUUAUGGAUCUGACGGCGAUCAUUCUUUGCAAAGAGAACGCGAUGCCGCUUGUGGUGUUCGACAUGAUGGCAAAAAACGUUCUGCAGGACAUUGCGGCCGGUAAAUCAAUAGGGGUAGUUGUCACCAUGAUAGAUGAGAUUGUUGAAGAUGCAGACGAACGUAUGGGGAAAUCAUUGGAUUCACUCCAGCAGGCGUUUGCAAAAAUCAGAACCGGGCGCGCUAAUCCGUCACUCCUGGAUACCGUUACCAUUGAGUACUACGGGUCGGUCACACCACUAAGUCAGGUGGCCUCCAUAUCAGUCGAAGACGGUCGCACCCUGACGGUUUCCCCCUGGGAAAAACCGCUCAUUCCAGAAAUCGAAAAAGCCAUUUUGAAAAGCGACAUUGGUAUCACCCCAGUGUCGACCGGAGAUGUCAUCCGCGUGCCAUUGCCGCCGUUGACCGAGGAGAACCGCAAAGAUCUGGCCAAAGUUGCGCGCAGCGAGGCGGAAAACUGCCGCAUUGCUAUCCGUAAUAUUCGUCGUGAUGCCAUUAACGACGUACGUGAGCUGGUGAAAGAGAAAGAGGCCACUGACGACGACGCGCAUCGCGCAGAGGAUCGGAUCCAGAGCGUCACAGCAGCGCUCCAGGGCUCCGACUCUAUCCAAAUGAACAACAACGUUAAGCCAGGAUCCUCGCCUGCGUCAAACAACGUCGCAACAGAUGUUCAGCUCAGUGUGCCAAAGCACAUUGCAAUCAUCAUGGAUGGUAAUCAUCGCUGGGCGAAGAAGCGUCAUUUGCCUGGUGCUGCCGGACAUCGAGCUGGUGCCAAAAGGCUGCGUGAAAUAGCUGAAGCCUGUGCUGAUCUCGGCGUCGAAAAUCUUACCCUGUUUGCUUUCAGCACGGAGAACUGGCAGCGGCCGACACGUGAAGUCAGCCUGUUGAUGGAUCUCAUGCGACAUGUCAUGGAAAACGAUCUGGCAGAGCUCAAUCGUCGUGAGGUGCGCCUGCGCGUAAUUGGUGAUCGCUCCCGGUUUGCGCAGGACAUACAGGCGAAAAUGGCGGACUGUGAGGCGUUAACCGCGACCAAUACAAAACUCAACUUAAGUGUCGCAGUUAACUUCGGCGGCCGCUGGGAUAUCGUAGAAGCGGCUAAAAGCAUGGCAAAACAAGUGCAGAGGGGAGAGCUUGAUCCCGAACUGAUCACUGAAGAAGAGUUUGCCCGGCAUAUGGCGCUGGGACAGAUCCCAGACCCUGAUCUGCUUAUCCGCACCGGUGGCGACCAUCGAUGGUUUGCGCUGGUUUUCUGGGCGGUAUCGGCGCUGGGUUGUUUUGAGUGGGCCAAUCUUCUGCACCUGCAGAAAACCGCGCAGAAGCUCGCCUAUGUGGCCGCCUAUGGUGUGCUGGCAGGCGCGCUUUAUUCAGGCCUGGCAAGUUACGCCGCGGCUUUAUGGCUUGGUGCUCUGGUCUGGUUGUUUGCGGUCAUCGGAGUGUUGGUUUUCCCCAAGGGCACGGAGAUUUAUCGCCAGCGCCUGUUGAUGGGCCUGCUUGGCUGGGCUUUGUUUGUGGCGGCCUGGUCAGCUCUGGUGGUUAUUCGUUCAGCGCCACAGGGUAGUUUCUGGUUGGUGUGGCUGUUUGUGUUGGUCUGGGGUGCGGACAUCGGCGCUUAUUUCAGCGGUCGUGCAUUCGGCAAACGAAAACUCGCCCCUGCGGUGAGCCCGGGUAAAAGCUGGGAAGGGGCGAUUGGCGGGUUCGUGCUGGCAGCUGUUUUGUGUGGCGUGGGUGCGGCGCUGCUGCAGGCCGACCUGAGAUUCUGGCUGCCGUUGACAGCGGGUUUGAUUGUUCUGUCGGUCUUUGGCGAUUUGUUUGAAAGCGUCAUGAAAAGGUCCAGCGGCGUUAAAGAUUCUGGCACACUGCUGCCCGAGCACACUGUGGAUUUAUUGCAUUACCCAUUAGCGUUUAUUGCCGUUCUCGGGGUCCUGGUGACCUUCCAUGAGUUUGGGCAUUACAUUGUUGCUCGCUGGUCUGGCGUGGGUAUUCUGCGUUUUUCUGUUGGUUUUGGGCGUCCGCUGCUGUCACGGACUGACAAACACGGCACGCAGUUCACCCUUGCCAUGAUACCGCUGGGUGGCUACGUACGUAUGUACGACGAGCGCGACAUGCUUUCUGAGGAUGACGCUGAGAUAGGCGUACCGCCAGGUACCGUGUCUUUCAUGGAUCUGCAUCCUGCCUGGCGGAUCGCCAUUUCAUUAGGCGGUCCCGUGGCUAAUUUCAUUCUUGCCAUUGUGGUUUAUUGGGCACUGGCUGUAGCGGGCAGCUUCAAUAUCACGCCGAUGGUUGCGUCUGCUGCUGCUGACAGUCCUGCAGCGCUGGCUGGCCUUGAUCAACCGGUCCAGAUUCUCAGCGUUGACGGGCGGGUAGCCAAUGGCUGGCAGGAUAUCGGCCUCGGGCUCACUGAUCGAUUGGGUGAAAGUGGGGUUAUCGCGCUGGGCGUGCGCGAUCUGCAGACCAACCGCUCGUUUACCGUCGACGUACCCAUUAUGGAUUGGCACGAAGGUGUUGGUGAACCUGACGUUAUUGGUUCUCUGGGUCUGCAACCUGUGGUGCUCAGCGUUGUCGGUGAACUGGUUGAAGACUCACCCGCUGUGCAGGCUGGUCUGCAGCCGGGCGACUUUGUCACCGCUGUAAACGGCGAGCCUGUCCUGUCCUGGGCAGAUUGGGCCGGGCAGAUCGAGCAACAUCCAAACCAGCGUAUCAGCAUAGAGCUCUACCGCGAGGGACGCCAACUGCAGAUCAGUGCUACGCCCGGCAGCCGGAUGUUGAGCGACGGCACCGAAGUCGGUUCAAUCGGAGUUUAUCAACCGCAGAUAGAAGUGUCCCAUGGGGUGCUGGGUGCCGUCGGUGUAGGUGUCACCGAGACCUGGGAUAAAACGGUGAUGAUUCUAUCCGUCGUCAAAAAAAUGAUUACCGGUAAGGUGUCCGUUAAAAAUCUGUCUGGACCUAUCAGUAUCGCCCAGGUGGCCGGAGAUUCUGCAAAGUACAGCUGGCGUUCUUUUGUUGGUAUCCUGGCGUUUCUCAGUGUUUCGCUGGGUGUUUUUAACCUGUUACCCAUUCCUAUCCUUGAUGGCGGCCACGUGGUUAUGCACACUGCGGAACUGGUCACCGGCCUGCUCCUGCUCACAGCUAACCUGCUCCCCGUUACCGCACUGGCUGCUGAGGAUCCAAGUUUUCGCAUCACAGAUGUGCGCCUGCAGGGGUUACAGCGGGUUUCUGCGGGUACUGUUUUCAACCUUAUUCCAGUUGGGGUGGGCGACCAGCUGGAUCAGCUGGCGGUGCGCGCGACCCUGCGUGAAUUGUUUGCUUCCGGAUAUUUCAAAGACAUCCGUAUUGGUCGCGACGAUGGCGUGUUGAUUGUCACCGUGGUUGAGCGCCCGGCGAUCGAAUCGAUCACCAUUGAAGGUAACAAAGCGAUUCAAACAGAAGCCUUACUGGACGGAUUAGGCCAGCAGGGUUUGCGUGAAGGGGAGAUUUUCAAGCAGGCAACGCUGGAGCGCGUCGGUCUUGAACUGGAACGUCAGUAUGUCGCCCAGGGUCGCUAUGGCGCCAGUAUUGAGACGGAGAUUGAAGAGCUGCAACGCAAUCGGGUCAAUGUCAAAAUUGUCAUUGAGGAAGGCAAAAACUCAGGUAUUCGCCACCUCAAUAUCGUCGGUGCGCAGGCGUUCAGUGAUGCAGAAUUGCUCGACGUGCUGGAACUGAAACACCCCAGCCUGCUGUCGUUUUAUCGUAAUGACGAUAAGUACUCGCGGGAGAAAUUAUCCGGCGACCUGGAAACUCUGGAAUCUUUUUACAAAGACCGAGGUUAUGCCGACUUCGACAUUUACUCUACCCAGGUAAGUAUCACGCCUGAUCGGCAACAGGUUUACAUCACCAUCGGUAUUAAAGAAGGUGAUAUCUACACCAUCAAUGAAGUUAAUCUGGUUGGCGAACUCGGUGAUGUUCGACCAGAAGAUUUACGCCGUCUGUUUGUGGUUUCCGAAGGCCAGACCUUUAAUCAGGCUCGCAUUACGGCCACCGAAGAGCGUUUAACCGGUGCGCUGGGUAACUCGGGUUUUACCUUCGCCUCUGCCAGUGGGGUGCCAAAAUUGAACGAUGACGGCACUGUAGACGUUGAGUUCUUUGUUAACUCCGGCAAGCGGGCGUAUGUACGUCGCGUUUCGUUUACCGGCAAUCGGGUUACCCAGGACGAAGUGAUGCGGCGUGAAUUGCGCCAGAUGGAAGGUGGCUGGGCAUCCUCUUCACAAAUUGAUCUGUCAAAAGUUCGACUUGAACGCUUAGGUUAUUUCAAAGGGGUCGACGUUGAAACGCCACCGGUGCCUGGUACUGACGAUCAGAUAGAUGUGAAUUUUUCUGUUGAGGAACAGCCUUCAGGCAGUAUUUCUGCCACCCUUGGUUACGCCCAGGGUACCGGACUGAUUCUUGGCGCAAAUUAUCAGCAAUCGAAUGUGUUGGGUUCAGGUAACAGUCUGGGUGUGGGUCUGAGUGCUUCAAGUUUUCAGGAAUCAGCAAGUUUUAACUAUUUCGACCCGUAUUACACCCUGGAUGGUAUCAGCCGUGGGUUUAAUGUUUUUGUGCGCCGGUUGGAUUUUGAUGAGCGCAACAUUGCGCGUUAUGCCACAGAUUCAGCAGGGGCGGGUGUUAAUUUCGGUUUUCCGAUCGGUGAAGUGCAGCGCAUCAAUUUCGGCCUGCUGGCUGAGUGGACGGACAUUACCGAGGGUGCUUUUGCUGCCCAGGAAAUUUCCGACUUUAUUGAGAAAAACGGCGAAGAGUCGCUGAACUUCAAGCUGAAUUUUUCCUGGAGCAAGUCAACUCUAAACCGUGGUCUGUUUGCCGACCGCGGUGCGUCUCAAUCGUUGGCGUUUGAGGUCUCCGUACCAGGCAGCGACCUGCAGUUCUACAAAAUCAACUACACCGCAGAACGUUAUUUCCCGAUUACGCAGACCUGGACACUCAGGUUGCGCUCCGAACUUGGCUUCGGUGAUGGUUAUGGCUCGACAACACAACUGCCGUUCUAUCAGAACUUCUUUGCCGGCGGUUUUGGUUCUGUACGCGGGUUUGAGAAUUCAACGCUGGGUCCACGCAGCACGCCACCGGUUGAUGCCAAUGGCAAUCCUAUUUUCAUUGGCGACCGACGUGGUGACCCGCUGGGCGGCAACCUGUUAGUGGAAGGCUCUGCAGAACUGAUCUUCCCAUUCCCGUUUGUUGAUGAUAACCGGCAGUUCCGCCCCGCUUUUUUUGUUGAUGUCGGCAACGCCUUCAAUACCCAAUGCCCUGAAGUUGCGCAGAACUGUUUCGAUUUUGAUCUGGACGAACUGCGUUAUUCCGUCGGGUUUGGUAUGACCUGGUUGACCGGCCUCGGUCCCAUGACGUUCAGUAUCGCAAAACCUUUUCAAACCCAGCCGUUUGACGAAGAGGUAAUGAUUAAGAAGUUUGCCCAAAUGGCGAUGGUAGCCAUGAUGUUCGCCACUGUGGCAGCUCAGGCUGAAAUGAAAAUAGUAGUACUGGAUUCAGUGCGUGCCAUUCUGGAGAGUGAUGAAGCCAAAAUUCUGGCUGAUGCCGCGAACAAAGAAAUGGAAGCUGAACAGAAUGAACUGCGGGCCCUCGCCGAGGAAAUGCAGGCAUUGAACACGAAGCUGCAGACAGACGGAGAAGUCAUGUCAGCAACGGAAUCGCGCAAGGUGCAGAAGGAUAUCGAAGAUAAACAGAUAGAUCUGCAAUUCCGCGGUCAGAAGCUGCAGAAAGAAGUUCAGGACAGACGUCAGGAAAUCCUCCAGGAACUGGCGCCAAAGUUCGACAAAGUCUUAAAAGACAUUAUUUCUGUUGAUCAGAUCGAUCUGAUUAUGGCGCCCAAUGCGCUGCAGUAUGCCAACUCAAAACACGACAUCACUCGUCGCGUCACAGAAAAGUUGAACGAAGAGCAUAUUGCGCAAACGAUUGACGCAACGGUAGCCGGUGAUAGUGCUGUCGAGCUGCAUGGUCUGGGUAGUCUGGGCAGUGCCAGCGCCGGUCAGCUGAGCCACCUUUCCAGUUCGAAUUAUCGGCAUAUGCUGGCCACAACCGAGGCCAGCGCCGUUAUCCUGCGUCCGGAAGAUGCUGCGGAUUGCCCGACUACUGCUCUGAUUGUCGAUAACCCCUAUCUGGCCUUUGCCAAAGCGUCCAUGUGUUUUGUACAACCUGUGCAGAUGGCUGCGGGCAUUCAUGCCAGUGCUGAAAUCGGCGAAAACUGUCAGAUUGAUGCAACUGCCAGCAUCGGCCCUCAUGUUGUGAUUGGCGCGGAAACGGUUGUUGGUGCGGGGGUUAAAAUUCACGCAGGUGUGAGUGUCGGGGCGCGUUGUCAUCUCGCGUCCGGCGUCAUGCUGCAUGCCAAUUCAACCCUCUACAGCGAUGUUCAACUGGGCGAAAAUACUCAGAUACACAGUGCAGCGGUGAUUGGAGCCCCCGGGUUCGGGUUUGCGCCAGAUGCCAUGGGGCAUCUGCAUGAAAUUGCUCAGAUUGGUGGCGUUGUUAUCGGUGCCAACGUCAGUGUUGGGGCGGGUUCUACCAUUGACUGCGGGGCGAUUGAUGCCACGGUUAUUGAAGAGGGAGUGAAAAUCGAUAACCAGGCCAUGGCGCAGCUGUCCGGCGUGCUGGCAUUUGAAACCAAAGACAAGCGUCCGGCGGAUGGUGUGAACUAUCUGUUUGGCGGUGUUGAAAAGGCGCGCUUCCGACGUCCGGUUAUUCCAGGUGAUCGCCUUGAUAUGGUCAGCAAGAUAAUCGCCGAUCGCAGCCGCAUGAUGAAAUUUGAGUGUGAAGAAACCCAUCUGACCAUUGGUGAAAAUACCGUCAUACGGGAAGGUGUGACCAUUCACCGGGGCAUGACAAAAGGCGGCAUCAGUCGCACUGAGGUGGGCAAAAACUGUCUGCUUAUGGCCUAUGUUCAUAUCGGUCACGACUGCAUUGUUGGCGAUCACGUGGUGAUGGCAAACAACGCUUCUCUGGCAGGCCAUGUCGUGGUUGGCGAUUAUGCUAAUUUCGGCGGCUAUUCGGGUAUUCCUCAGUUCCGUCAUAUCGGCGCCUAUACCCAUAUCGCAGCCAUGAGUCUGGUGCUUAAAGAUGUACCUGCUUACAUGACAGUCAGUGGCAACCCAGCUGUUGCAGUGGGAUUGAAUACCGAAGGCAUGAAGCGACGUGGCUAUUCCAAAGCAACAAGCGCAGCCCUGCGCCAGGCACACCGUAUUGUCUAUCGCAACGGUUUGACCGUAAAAGAAGCGUUGGCGGAGUUAGCGCCUAUGCGAACCGAAUUUGCGGAAGUUGACCUGUUUGCACAAUCGCCGGAACCAGCAACGAUUACCGUUGGAAUUCUUGCCGGCGAGGCAUCAGGGGAUAAUCUUGGCGCUGGCCUGAUGACGGCCAUGCAGGCCCAAUCCAAACAAACCCUGAAGUUCAUUGGUGUUGGCGGUGAGGCAAUGGUCGCAGCCGGACUGUCUGCAUUGGCACCUCUGGACGCGCUGGCGGUAAACGGCUUUCGUGACCCUAUUCUGAAGCUGCCUGAGUUGAUCUCUUUAUUACGACGUCUGAUCAGAACUUUUGAGCAAGCGCAGAUCGAUGUGUUUGUGGGGAUAGAUUUCAAUGUCUUCAAUUUUAUUCUCGAAGCAGCACUGCGCAAGCGCGGAAUAAAAACUGCUCAUUACGUGAGUCCCUCAGUCUAUGCCUGGCGAGCCGGACGUACCAAACGCGUCGCCAGAAGCGCAGACCUGUUGCUGUGUCUGUAUCCGUUUGAGCCUGCAUUUUACGCGCAGACCUCUGUGCAUGCUGAGUUUGUCGGUCACCCGCUGGCUGACGAGAUUGAUAUGUCGGCGGGCGCUGAUCCCGCGCGAUUGACCGCACGACAGGCGUUGGGUGUCGGGUCAGAUGCAACUGUUCUGGCGAUGCUGCCUGGCAGUCGCAACAGCGAAGUAGAACUGAUGAUUGAACACUUUCUCGGCGCUGCUGCGUUGUUCGCAGAGCAAACACCAGACACUGUAACAGUGAUUCCCUGCCUACGAACGACAAUUAGAGAACGGGUUGAAACAGCACUGCAGGCUUAUCCGCAGCUGGUGGUCAAACUCUACGAGGGUAACGCCCGCCAGGCUCUGGUGGCUUGUGAUGUUGCUCUGGUGAAGUCCGGCACCAGCACCCUGGAAGCGAUGUUGUUGCAUCGUCCGAUGGUGGUCAGUUACAGGUUGGGAUGGUGGACCUACCAGCUGGCAAAACGGGUUUUGCGUACACCCUAUGUGGCGCUUCCCAACAUUCUGGCCGGACGCCCGCUGGUACCGGAGUUGUUGCAGCACGAUGGCACGGCUCAGGCGCUUGCUCAAGCACUGCAGCAGGAACUGCAUGCAGCAGCGCAGGGAGCCGAAAAUACCAGCGCAUUCGAACAGCUUCAUCAACAAUUACGACAGGGUGCUGAUGCUAAGUCAGCAGCCAGCGUGUUACGCUUGCUGGCAGUGGGCAUCGGUCCAUUGGCUGGCCCGGUGGUAGCAGCGGCAGUCAUCCUUGACCCUGCUAACCCGAUUGAAGCGCUCGCCGAUUCAAAAAAGCUUACGCCGAAAAAACGCGAAAUUCUGGAUCUUGAGAUUCGGCAGAAUAGUCUGUGUUGGGCACUGGGUUGGGCCUGGGUGGAUGAAAUUGAUGAACUGAACAUCCUGCGCGCCAGCCAUGUGGCUAUGCAACGUGCCUGUGAGCAACUGCGUGCUGUACCCGUGCACAUCUGGGUGGAUGGUAAUAAGGUGCCAGAAUUUGGUGUGCCAGCGGUUGCUGUUGUGCAGGGUGAUAAACAUGUGCCGCAAAUCAGCGCCGCAUCAAUCAUCGCUAAGGUUGCCCGGGAUAAAUACAUGAGUGCUUUAGCCUGCCAAUAUCCAGGUUAUGGUUUUGCUCAGCACAAAGGUUAUCCCACAAAGGCGCACCUGGCUGCGCUCCUGGCAUUAGGUACCUUAGUCGACCCGGGUUUUGUGCAUCUGCAUGUGCACAGCGAGUUUUCUCUCGCUGACGGAUUGCUAAAGGUGAAGCCGCUGAUUGCAAAUCUGGCAGGGCAGGGUGCGCCUGCGGUGGCGCUUACCGACAUUGGUAACCUGUUUGCUCUGGUGAAGUUUUAUGAAGCCGCGCUUGGGCGCGGGAUCAAGCCGAUUCUCGGGGUAGAGCUUCAAGUGCAGACAAGUGAAGACGCCGAGGAGCAGCCUGCGCGCGUGGUGCUGCUGGCGAUGAACAAGCAGGGUUACAACAACCUGAUACUGCUGGUGUCCGCCAGCUACACCACAGUCACGACCCGGGGAUUAGUCACAGAAGCGCUGGUUUUUCAGCAUUCGGAAGGGUUGAUUGCCCUGUCUGGUGGGGUAGGUGGGCAUCUUUGGCAGCAUGCCGUAGAUGGCGAUCAGGCGCUGUUAGCGCCACGCAUUCAACGCUGGCAGGCUGAAUUUGGUGACCGUUACUAUCUAGAACUCACCCGUACUGGACGAACGGGGGAAGAUGCUGCUAAUGCCAGUUUGGUGACCAUGGCGACUCAGCUCGGUGUGGCCGUGGUGGCAACCAACGACGUCUGUUUUGCUGUGCCAGAAGAUUUUGAGGCCCAUGAAACACGGGUUGCCAUCCAUGAAGGCAUGACCCUGGAUGACCCUCGUCGACAGCGUAAAUACAGCGAACAGCAAUAUCUGCGCAGCGAUGCGGAAAUGGCGGCGCUGUUUGCAGAUAUACCCGUUGCGCUGCAGAACUCGGUGGAAAUUGCCAAACGCUGUUCGGUUGAAGUGCAGUUGGGUGAAUACAAACUGCCGGAUUAUCCUAUCCCUGAAGAACACACAGCCGCCAGCUUCCUGCAGCUGACCGCCAUGCAGGGGUUGGAUGAGCGCAUCGAGACCCGCGGCUUGCGUGCCCCGGACGCCACCAGAGAUGACUACGUCGCCCGGCUCGAGUUCGAACUCAACGUCAUUAAUGAGAUGGGCUUUGCCGGUUAUUUCCUGAUUGUUAUGGAAUUUAUUGCCUGGGCUAAAGCCAACUCCAUACCCGUUGGGCCGGGACGAGGCUCCGGCGCCGGUUCGCUGGUUGCUUAUGUGCUUGGAAUCACUGAUUUAGACCCCCUCGAAUACGAUCUGUUAUUCGAACGUUUUCUGAAUCCUGAACGGGUAUCGAUGCCGGAUUUCGAUGUCGAUUUCUGUAUGGAAGGCCGUGAUCGCGUUAUCAACCAUGUCAGUGAGCUGUACGGCCAUGAAGCGGUCAGCCAGAUCAUUACAUUUGGCACGAUGGCGGCAAAAGCUGUGGUGCGGGAUGUGGCGCGGGUGCAGGGCAAACCUUAUGGACUGGCGGACAAGCUUUCGAAACUUAUUCCCUUUGAAGUCGGUAUGACGCUGACCAAGGCGAUGGAGGAGGCUGCUGACCUGCGGGAGUUUGUCGAAAGCAGCGAAGAAGUUGCCGAGAUCAUGGAGAUGGGGUUCAAGCUCGAGGGCAUUGUACGCAACGUCGGGCGUCAUGCGGGUGGCGUGGUGAUUGCCCCCAGACUGCUUACUGAAUUUGUGCCGCUCUACACGGAAGAGCUUGGCGGCAGUCUGGUCAGCCAAUACGACAAAGAUGACGUAGAGCGUGCGGGUCUGGUUAAGUUCGACUUCCUCGGCCUUAAAACGCUGACCAUCAUUGACUGGACAGUGCAGAGUAUCAACGCCGGCAAGGCCGAAGGUGAACCACCAUUGGAGAUCGAAGCACUGCCACUGGACGAUCCGGGUGCUUUUGAUCUGUUACGUGCGGCUGACACAACCGGGGUGUUUCAGUUGGAAUCCCGCGGCAUGAAAGAGCUGAUCGGCAAACUCAAGCCAGACAGCAUCGACGAUAUUAUUGCGUUGGUUGCUCUGUUUCGACCGGGGCCUCUGCAAUCCGGCGCCGAUGCUGAUUACAUUAAUCGUAAACACAAAUAUGAACCUGUUGUCUAUCCACAUCCGAGCCUGGAAACAGUGCUGGGUGGCACCUAUGGUGUGGUUCUGUAUCAAGAGCAGGUUAUGCAGGUGGCCCAGGAGCUGGCUGGCUUCACCCUCGGCCAGGCGGAUCUGCUGCGGCGUGCCAUGGGUAAGAAAAAGCCCGAAGAAAUGGCCCGGGUGCGUAAAGAGUUUCUGAUUGGCACCGCCGCUAACGAUGUGGAUCAGACCCUGGCCAACGAAAUCUUCGAUCUGAUGGAAAAGUUCGCCGGCUAUGCAUUUAACAAAUCUCACUCAGCCACCUAUGCGGUCAUCAGUUUUCAGACCGCCUGGUUAAAAGCACAUUACCCAGCUGAGUUUAUGGCCGCAAACCUGUCGGCCGAAAUGCAGAAUAUCGAUCGCAUUGUCGUUUUAAUUGACGAAGUGCGGCGCAUGCAGAUUCCCCUGUUACCCCCAAGUGUUAACCUCAGUCAGCAUCGGUUUUCGGUGCAGAAUGACAGUAUCAUCUACGGGCUGGGCGCUGUUCGCGGGGUUGGUGAAGGGCCGGUGGCGGCUAUUGUUGAAGCCCGUGCGGAUGGCGCUUUCACUGACCUGCAGGACUUCUGUCAGCGUCUGGAUACCAAAAAAGUUAACAAGCGUGUGCACGAAGCAUUAAUUGCCUCCGGCGCCAUGGAUGAGUUCGCCUUGCCGGGAGAGCUUCUGGAUAUGACCCGCGCGCGGCUUCGUCACCAGUUACCCCAGGCGUUGCAGAGUGCAGAACAGCAGCUGCGCAACGCUGAGGCAGGUAUUGUCGAUAUGUUUGGUGGCGUUGAUACCAAUGUCAUCACGCCAACCAGGGCUAUGGCAGACAUCAAAGCGUUAACCGGUCGCGAGCGACUUCAGGGUGAGAAAGAAGCCCUUGGGCUGUACCUGACGGGCCAUCCUAUUGAAGAGUAUGAGCAGGAGCUGAAACAUUUCUGCAAACGUAAAAUUGCCAGGCUGCGGGCAGAAAAGAAAACCCAGUGGGUCAGCGGCAUGGUGGUCAGCACACGGAUUAUGAAAAGCCGACGUGGCGCGCCCAUGUGUUUUCUGGUCCUUGACGACCGCAGCGCGCGUUUGGAAGUUUCAUUGUUCCCCGAUUGCUACGAACAAUUUGGUGCCAAGGUGGCCAAAGAUGAGCUGCUCAUCAUAGAAGGUGAGGUGGGUGCUGAUGAAUUUUCAGGCGGGUUAAGUUUACGUGCAGAGAAAGUCUAUACCAUUGCGGAAGCACGCCAACGCUUCAGUGAAGGAUUUGUGAUCGACUUUCGACAGGCGCCGUUGCCGCCAGACUUUGGUUCCCGGUUGAAGCAGGUACUUGGUCCGCACCGGACCAUGGAUGACGGUUGCCCGAUUGCAAUCUGGUACGCAGCAGCUGAAGCUCAAGCGCGUAUCUGUCUGGGCCAGGACUGGCGCGUGCAGGCCAGCGACGACCUUGUACGCAGUUUGAAUGAAGAAUUUGAUGGCUGCGUACGGCUGGAUUACGCGGGCAGCGGUUAG